Molecule: messenger RNA, 650 nt
Organism: Dendronephthya gigantea
Lineage: Eukaryota; Metazoa; Cnidaria; Anthozoa; Malacalcyonacea; Nephtheidae
Product: transcription and mRNA export factor ENY2-like
Exons: 5
Coding region: 19-324 (101 amino acids)
Biological process (GO): regulation of transcription by RNA polymerase II; positive regulation of DNA-templated transcription; poly(A)+ mRNA export from nucleus
Cellular component (GO): nuclear pore; SAGA complex; DUBm complex
Molecular function (GO): transcription coactivator activity; chromatin binding
Source: RefSeq, a predicted model, not a curated record
UUUACAAAUCUUGCCAAGAUGGCUGCCGAUUUGGACAGAAAGCAACGAGAUUCAGAAAUGAAAAGUGCAAUCAAUGACAAACUAAAUGAAAAUUUUGAACGAGAAAGGUUAAUGGAGUUAUUAAGAACCAGAUUAAAGGAGUGUGGCUGGAGGGAUAGACUAACUCAAGAAUGCAAAGACAUAAUUAGAGAAAAAGGGUUGGAUAAAGUGACAGUUGAUGACCUAGUGAGUGAGGUUACACCAAAAGCAAGAGAACUAGUUCCAGAUGAAGUGAAACGAGAGUUGUUGGAUAAAAUCCGAAACUACUUUGGUGAUAAUGUCUGAACAUCAUUUUCUAGCAUCAGUCUGGUUAUUAUCUACUUACACAAGUUACAUUCUUUUAAGUAUUUUAAUUAAUAAACAUCAAGAUAAGGUGAUGCAACUCAUGCAGGAUCCAGUAGGCUAGGUCUAAUAGGGAGCCAAACUAAAUAGGAAAGACCACUAUUAUGAGUUGUUUCAGAGAAUAAUAAUUACUUGUUAGUUUCAUCAGUUCCUGUAAAUUGUUUAAAUGCGAGAUGUCAUAUUUGGUACAUGUAAAUACAUGUAUAUUUUUUGCCAAAAUGCAUUUAACAGUUGUUAAUGAAAUAAAAGAUUUAUUUUUUAUAGUUUAA